Molecule: messenger RNA, 9176 nt
Organism: Coregonus sp. 'balchen'
Lineage: Eukaryota; Metazoa; Chordata; Actinopteri; Salmoniformes; Salmonidae
Source: the annotation of a GenBank genome assembly
CUGAUUGAAGACGUGGCUCCGACGUUCCUCUACAACGGACCGGGGUGUUUAAAUUUAAACUGAGUAAGAAGAGGGGCUUUUUAGAUCAAUCUGACAUUUAAUGAGUAGCUAGCUAAUACUUUUAUAGUUUAAAGCAACAUUCAUUAUUUUCAUUGAUGCGUUUGGAUUAACGUUUUGGAAUGUCUGGGAAAAUCAAGAGCCGAAGCGCAGCAAAUGCCGACUCGUUAUCUGGAAGUGUGUCUUGCGAUGAGCGCAUUUUACGGGACUGUCAUCAGUUGUACAUCGAUGCCGACAGUGGUGAGUUAGAUAGCUAGCUAAUGUCUGAUCAAAUGAAGAGAUCAACCAAUUUGAACAGACAUUUGUAGUCUGAAUAUCAUUCAGCCUGUAUGUCUUGCUAGCUAUUUUUGGUAUGACUCAUUGAUUAUGACUAACGCGUUAGCUAGUAGCUAGCUAGCACCAACGGACGCUAACGUUACGUUAAAUGGGAAAUCCAUAGUUUAAGGUGUGCCAGAGUGAGUGAACGCGAUUUAGUGAUACUUUAAUUUCCUUAUGUUAUAAAAUACAUUUUACGAAGACAAAUCAGACGUUGGGACUAUAAGGUUCUAUCUUCACAAAGCAUAGUUCUGAGCAGGGCUGGCUCCAGGCAUAAGCAACAUAAGCGGUGGUUUAGAGCAGGGUUUCCAAAACUCGGUCCUGGGGCCCCUGCUGGGUGCACGUUUUGGUUCUUGCCCUAGAACUACACAGCUGAUUCAAAUAACCAACUCACCAUCAAGCUUUGAUUAUUUAAAUCAGCUGUGUAGUACUAGAGCAAAAAACCAAAUGUGCACCCGGGGGGAUGUUGUCCCAGGACCGAGUUUGGGAAACCCUGGCCCCCAAAUAUGUUUUUGUAUUUAUUAUUUUUCAAUCUGGGUUCAGCCAUAAGGUUAUAUCUGGCACAGAAUGUUAAAAUGAUUUCAAUUUUAAUAGAAAUGUACAUACGUUUAAUGGAUUAAAUAAUCACAUCAAAUAUAUUAAUUCAUGUUCAUCACACAUUUGUUAACAUUUACAUUUUAGUCAUUUAGCAGACGCUCUUAUCCAGAGCGACUUACAGGAGCAAUUAGGGUUAAGUGCCUUGCUCAAGGGCACAUUUACGUCAUUUAGCAGACGCUCUUAUCCAGAGCGACUACAAAUUGGUGCAUUCACCCUAUAGCCAGUGGGAUAACCACUUUACAAUUAUACUUUUUUUUUUUUGGGGGGGGGGGGGGGGGGGGGGGUAGAAGGAUUACUUUAUCCUAUCCCAGGUGUUCCUUAAAGAGGUGGGGUUUCAAAUGUCUCCGGAAGGUGGUGAGUGACUCCGCUGUCCUGGCGUCGUGAGGGAGCUUGUUCCACCAUUGGGGUGCCAGAGCAGCGAACAGCUUUGACUGGGCUGAGCGGGAACUAUGCUUCCGCAGAGGAAGGGGAGCCAGCAGGCCAGAGGUGGAUGAACGCAAUGCCCUCGCCUGGGUGUAGGGACUGAUCAGAGCCUGAAGGUACGGAGGUGCCGUUCCCCUCACUGCUCCAUAGGCAAGCACCAUGGUCUUGUAACGGAUGCGAGCUUCAACUGGAAGCCAGUGGAGUGUGCGGAGGAGGGGGGUGAGGUGAGAGAACUUGGGAAGGUUGAACACCAGACGGGCUGCGGCAUUCUGGAUGAGUUGUAGGGGUUUAAUGGCACAGGCAGGGAGCCCAGCCAACAGCGAGUUGCAGUAAUCCAGACGGGAGAUGACAAGUGCCUGGAUUAGGACCUGUGCCGCUUCCUGUGUAAGGCAGGGUCGUACUCUCCGAAUGUUGUAGAGCAUGAACCUGCAGGAUCGGGUCACCGCCUUGAUGUUGGCGGAGAACGACAGGGUGUUGUCCAGGGUCACGCCAAGGCUCUUCGCACUCUGGGAGGAGGACACAACGGAGUUGUCAACCGUGAUGGCGAGAUCAUGGAACGGGCAGUCCUUCCCCGGGAGGAAGAGCAGCUCCGUCUUGCCAGGGUUCAGCUUGAGGUGGUGAUCCGUCAUCCAUACUGAUAUGUCGGCCAGACAUGCAGAGAUGCGAUUCGCCACCUGGUUAUCAGAAGGGGGAAAGGAGAAGAUUAGUUGUGUAUCGUCAGCGUAGCAAUGAUAGGAGAGGCCAUGUGAGGAUAUGACAGAGCCAAGUGACUUGGUGUAUAGGGAGAAAAGGAGAGGGCCUAGAACUGAGCCCUGGGGGACACCAGUGGUGAGAGCACGUGGUGCGGAGACAGCUUCUCGCCACGCCACUUGGUAGAAGCGAUAGUUCCCUAAAAUGACAAAAACACUAUAUCCUAUGGAUAAGAGCAAAUUUAUGCUUGAGACGAAAAUGUGGUCGGAGGCGCUGUAUGGAAAGCCAUAUCUCAGACUGGCCAAUAAAAAUAAAAGAUUAAGAUUGGCAGUCUGAGAUAUGGCUUUUUCUUUGCAACUCUGCCUAGGUCAGCAUCGCGGAGUCGCCUCUUCACUGUUGACGUUGAGACUGGUGUUUUGCAGUUACUAUUUAAUGAAGCUGCCAGUUGAGGACCUGUGAGGCGCCUGUUUCUCAAAGUUGACACUCUAAUGUAUUUGUCCUGUUGCUCAAUUGUGCACCAGGGCCUCCCACUCCUCUUUCUAUUCUGGUUAGAGCCAGUUUGCGCUGUUCUGUGAAGGGAGUAGUACACAGCGUUGUACGAGAUCUUCAGUUUCUUGGCAAUUGCUCGCAUGGAAUAGCCUUCAUUUCUCAGAACAAGAAUAGACUGAUGAGUUUCAGAAGAAAGUAAUUUCUUUCUGGCCAUUUUGAGCCUGUAAUCGAACCAACAAUUGCUGAUGCUCCAGAUACUCAACUAGUCUCAAGAAGGCCAGUUUUAUUGCUUCUUUAAUCAGCACAACAGUUUUCAGCUGUGCUAGCAUAAUUGCAAAAGGGUUUUCUAAUGAUCAAUUAGUCUUUUAAAAUGAUAAACCUGGAUUAGCAAACACAACGUGCCAUUAGAACACAGGACUGAUGGUUGCUGAUAAUGGGCCUAUGUAGAUAUUCCAUUAAAAAUCAGCCGUUUCCAGCUACAAUAGCCAUUUCCAACAUUAACAAUGUCUACACUGUAUUUCUGAUCAAUUUUAUGUUAUUUUAAUGGACAAAAAAAUUGCUUUUCUUUAGAAAACAAGGACAUUUUUAAGUGACCCCAAACUUUUGAACGGUAGUGUGUGUGUGUAUGUAUGUAUGUGUAUAUAUACCUCGCAUGCCACUCGUAAUAAGACUAAGCAAUUAGCCCAUUAAAUUAAUGAUCUUUAUCAGACUCCAUAGGAUAAAUAGGAAUAUGCAAGGAGACUUGAGUGACAGUUAUAGGCAAUGAUGAAAUGUCUGGGAAUAGAAUUCUAAAUAAAAAUGUAUUUAAUUACUUUGUGAAACAAAUGGAUUCACAUACAAGGCAUAAAGCUUAAGUUACAAGGCAUUAACAAGCAUUACAAGGCGUUAUUCUAAGCAUGGUCAGAUAGAGAGGAAUCAUAUCCUGAAAGGCCAUGUCCCAAAAGUCCAUGGGGUGGAGCGAGAAAGAAUGAAAUAAAGUAUCUCAUCACAGCAGGUCAGGAACAAAUAAGAGAAAGAACAAUUCAUCUUAGACCCUUUCAUAAGAAUCUGAGUUGUUUGGAUUCAAAACCUAUGUUUUUGACCAAUUGUAUUACUGUAAAGUUAACCUCCAAUCAGAUACACUACAUUACCAAAAGUAUGCGGACACCUGCUCAUCGAACAUCUCACUCCAAAAUCAUGGGCGUUAAUAUGGAGUUGGUCCCCCCUUUGCUGCUAUAACAGCCUCCUCUCUUUUGGGAAGGCUUUCCACUAGAUGUUGGAACAUUGCUGCGGGGACUUGCUUCCAUUAAAUCACGAGCAUUAGUGAGGUCAGGCACUGAUUUUGGGCGAUUAGGCCUGGCUCGCAGUCAGCCUUCCAAUUCAAAAUGAAGAUUUCCCUUCAAUGGAACUGGGGCCUAGCCCGAACCAUGAAAAAACAGCCCCUGACCAUUAUUCCUCCUCCACCAAACUUUACAGUUGGCACUAUGCAUUCAGGCAGGUAGCGUCGUUCUCCUGGCAUCCGCCAAACCCAGGUUAUUAAAAACUAUUACAAUAACAAUACAGACAAACAAUGAGCAGGGAGCACAUGCAGAACAACAUAGGACAAGCAACACGUAGCAUGCAGACAGAGCAACCGCACAAAAAGCAACAACACAAAAUCCAUAAAAGCAACAGUGUUUCCACACCUCACAAGCCACAGAUAACAUGGAGAGCAGCAAUACACAGCUAAGGAUUAUUGAAAGUCACUGAGCUCUUCAGUAAGGCCAUUCUACUGCCAAUGUUUGUCUAUGGAGAUUGCAUGGCCGUGUGCUCGAUUCUAUACACCUGUGAGCAACGGGUGUGGCUGAAAUAGCUGAAUCCACUAAUUUGACGGGGUGUCCACAUACUUUUGUAAACAUUUCGCUACACCCGCAAUAACUCUUGGGCUCCCGAGUGGCGCAGCGGUCUAAGGCACUGCAUCUCAGUGCUUGAGGCGUCACUACAGACCCCCUGGUUCGAUUCCAGGCUGUAUCACAACCGGCCGUGAUUGGGAGUCCCAUAUGGCGGCGCACAAUUGGCCCAGCGUCGUCCGGUUUGGCCGGUUUGGCCGUCAUUGUAAAUAACAAUUUGUUCUUAACUGACUUGCCUAGUUAAAUAAAGGUUAAAUAUAUAUAUUUAAUAACAUCUGCUAAAUAAAUUAUGUGUAUGUGACCAAUAAAAUUUGAUUUGAUAGUGUAUCAGACCUACAUGAUGUAACCUCUGCUUCUCAGAGAAUGCUGAAUUCUUAAAAUUCUUGUAUACAGUUGAUAAGAGUCACUUUUGAACAGAUUAUGAUAGAGACAUGAGGUUUGGACCAUUGAUUUUCUUAGAUGAUUAUCUACACAAUUAACAAAUUAUUUUACUAAUUGGUCAAAAUAUGCUUUUUUGGGGGGUACACGCUACUUAGUUGCUUAUCUUGAAGAAUAUAACGUAUAAAUGCCUGAGCUUAGUUCAACAGUCGAACCCCAUCAGAACCCUUGCAUCCAUAGCAUAGUCUAUGGAUUUGAAUUGGUUGUAUUUCUCCAGCCACGUUCCUCAGCUUUUUACUGAAACUGUGGUGGGGAGGACACUUUGUUAAUAUUUCAAUUAAGGAUUUCCACUUUAACGUAACUACCGGCAGGAGUUGUUAGCAAUAAUUAGCUAGAUUAGUUAGCUAGCUAUAGCUUAGUGGCUAAUACUAGUAAACUAACAAAGUUGAUCAAUCGGCAUUAUACGAAACUCAUCAAAUCGACGAGCAAGUUUACAGCUACUAUUUAUAUCAUAGCUAGCGAGCAAGUUUACAGCUAGUAUUUAUGUCAUAGCUAGCUAGCCAAUGUUAGCUUAUCUAACGUUAACUAAUUGUCCUGAUCACAUCUCUCAUCUCCAAUCUCUAUUCUAGGCCUGGUAGCAGUGGCUCAGUCAGUUGGUGUGACUCUGCUGGCACCCAGGAAAAAGAUCACAGUCAUGUUGAUGGGCAACCACUCUGCCGGCAAGAGCUCCUUCAUCAAUUGGUAAUGUUCAAUCAAAUCAUGGUUACCAUUGACAACUCCAGAAGGGAUGGAGAGAAGGAUACACUUUGAAAAGUAUUCCAUCAGGAACUGGGACUUUUCCCUACACUGAUGCUUACUGUCCCCUAUGUUUCCUUUUGCUUCAAAGUCAUUGUAAUUAUGUCCCAUGGUCUAUUUGUUAAUGUGUUUGUGUGGACGUGUUUAACUAUUCUUGUGGGGACCAGAAGUCCCCACAAGAAUAGUAAACAAUCAAACAUUUUACCAACUGGGAACAUUUUGUUAGUCCCCAUGAGGUCAAAUGAUAUUUCUAGGGGGUGUAGGGUUAAGGUUAGAAUUAGUGUUUAGAGUUAGGGUUAGGUUUAGGGUUGGGGUUAAGGUUAGGUUUUUGGGUUAGGGUAAGAGUACGGGUUAGGGAAAAUAGGAUUUUGAAUGGGACUUAAUUGUGUGUCCCCACAAGGUUAGCUGUACAAUACUGUGUGUGUGUGUGUGUGUGUGUGUGUGUGUGUGUGUGUGGACAUACACAUAGUAUAACGCGAAUGCCAGAGGGAGCGCUUGUUAAUGAUGUCUGCUGUAACUUUGUCUCAGGUAUGUGGAGGAGCACAUCCAGCGUACAGGAGUGGCCAUUGAGACUCAAGGCUUCAGCUUUGUCACUAGUGGGCGCAAGAGAGAGUCUCUCACAGUGAGUACUGCUGGUACAGUUCUGAAUGAAUUUCCUCUACAGUUUGCUCCUCAAUUCAUGCACUUUGGUUGAGGUACUUUAUCUUUUCACUGAGCAAGUGCUCACAGUGUAUGGUGGAUAUUUGUUUUUCUCGCAGAAUGUAAACUUUGUUUUGUUUCUUGCUGUAUUUUAGGGAAAUGCCACGCUGCAUCUUUACCCACACUUCAGACCUCUACACGAGAUCAAGGGUGAGAUUUCAGAGUUGAUUCAACCUCAUUAGUCUGCGUCAUAGUAGGACUCAGGAAACACCUCCCUCCCCUGUAAUCUAGGAUGUGAUGGAACUACAAUGGUGAUGGCAGCAUGACUGACAACCCAUUCUAAACAUUAGUCAGCACUUUGAGUGAAAUGCAUGAAAAUACCAUUCAAGUAAAGGUCUCUUUCUCUCCCUGUCUGUAGGUGUGUCUGAGUACCUUGGCACUGAGAUCUGCACGUCGCGGCAGAAGCGCUUCAGCCUGGUGACGUUUGUGGACUCUCCUGGCUUGGUGGACGGGGACAUGAAGUACCCCUUCGAUGUGGACCAAGCCAUCAUGUGGCUGGGUAGGUCACCACAAUAUGGUGGUGUGUGAGGUGUAGGGUGUGUAAUUUUGUGAAUGUACUUCUGACUUUACCGUAUGCUUUCUUAUUCAUCUAUGUGUAAAGAUGGCUACAGGAUUUCAUGUUUUAGCAUUUGUUUAUCUAUCUGGCUAAUUGAACAGAACAUAACAGGCUCGUCUCUGUCCCCUCCCAGGCGAGCUGUGUGACCUCAUCAUGGUGUUCUUUGACCCAAUGGGCCAGGCGCUAUGCAAGCGUACUCUCAACAUCGUCGAGAAGCUCAACGAGAAGCACGGCGACCGCCUGCGCUUCUACCUCAGCAAGGCCGACGAGGCCGGGGGAGAGUCGGACAGACAGGUACACAUACGUACUGUAGUGGGACAUUUUAAGAUGAAUAAAGUGCUUUAACGCAAUCUAUUAUACUUUUCCUUUUCUGUAAUACACAUGAUUCUGUUUGUGAAAGGUCUUUGGUCACUGGACUUGGAGGCCAGACGUGAAGGUUAUGGACAGUUCUCCUAUCUGUUGAUAGUGUUGGCGCCAGUCUAAAAGUGCCAGUUCCGAGGACACACUGGUUGUUAUUGUAUUCUGUGAGACUGUGUGGUUCACUGCCUUGUGUUGAGUCUUUUAUGUGUUUAGGGAACAUGUGUGUUUAGGAUAUAAGGGCCUGCUCAGGGAAGGCUCGGGAGACAUUUUCUCUGCUUUGCUGGAGGUUUCUCCCUCUUGCAACUUGUACUAAACCAGAGAUUUUUUUUAUAGACUUUAUCAACGACCGCUUUUGUGUUUUUUUUACCUGGAAAUCCCCUAUUACACACGCCUUAUACAUAUCUACAGUAUGAGCAGGGUUGAUGAGGGUCUGGGAGGGAGUUGGCCAGUUUAUGAUAUACUCUAACAGCUCGCUGCUUGAAUUUUCUGAUUAGCUGAUGUCAUCAACUAUCUCCCUGUCAUGUGAUUGGCUGUUUCAGAGGGUGAUGAUGCAGAUAGUGCAGGAACUGUGCAAGCGGCCGGGACUCAACAAGUGUGGCUUCGACAUGCCUACCAUCUAUGUCCCCAACCCCAACAAGGUAGCUACCGCACCCACCUUUUUGUACACUGCACCUGAAAGUCGCUGGAUGUGCCAACCUGGGCCAUCUUGGACUAUACUAGCUAAAUAAAUAAAAUGUAUGUAUACUAUGUACGUGUGUUUUGAACUUCACUUCCACCUGCUUGUCCCCACCCUAGCCCAGUCGCUGUGUGAACCAGAUUGAGGAGGCAUGUCGCACCAUCGAGAAGACCAUCAACCAGACGGUCCAGAACACACUCAACUCACUAGAGAAGGACUGUGAGCUCAUCACUGAGGCCAUUGCAGAUACACUCAGCCAAGACAGGUAAAACACGCAUGCAUACUUUGUGCUUGACACCUACUCAUUCUCAACUUGCUGAAAAAAUAUUAUAUUUUAGAUGACACACACAAGCACACACACAUCACUGAUCUUCUCUCCUUUCCAACACAACAAUAUCCCCCCUCUCUCUCUCUCUCUCUCUCUCUCUCUCUCUCUCUCUCUCUCUCUCUCUCUCUCUCUCUCUCUCUCUCUCUCUCUCUCUCUCUCUCUCUCUCUCUCUCUCUCUCUCUCUCUCUCUCUGUGUCUCUCAGGCAGACCAGUGUAGAUAACCGGCGGGCGCGCUGUAAGGGCUGUGUGUUGGCUCUGCUGGGCUUCAGUGUGCCCUUCAUGCUGAUGGCAGCCCUGGUGCUGGGCAGCCUCUCCAGAGAGCUGCUAGAGAUGGCCCUGGGGGAUGACGGCUUCGAGGCCCUCUCUCUCUACCUGGUCAGUGUAUUUGUAAGAGAGAGACAGAGUGAAGGGGUGGUGGGUGUUAGUCUGACCGUGUGUGUGUGUGAGACGGAGUGGGGGAAGUUUUUUUGUGUAUGUGUGACUCUCUGCCCUCUGUCCCCCCACAGACUCCUGUAGUGAGAGUGUUUGAGUCCAUGUCCGUGGAGUAUCAGCUCUACUGUUGUGGCGGACUCAUCCUCCUCUCCUUCAUACUCCUCAUCCUCGCCCGCUUCUCCUUCAGGUAAGAUCUGAGCACACUCCCAACCUGCGGCAUCUUGUUCAACUUCAAGGGCCACCAGUUAUCAAUGGAACUAUGCCUAAAGUCUCUCACUUCUCUCCGCAGGACUCAGCCCACUCUCUCUGGCCGACAGAAGAGGCAGCUACAGGAAAAGCUGGAUUAUGUGCAGGAGGUGGUGAAGUCCAAGAAGGUAGUGUGUGUGUGUGUGCGUGUGAGCAUGCAGUGGUGUGUGUGCUUGACCACUAACUGUGCGUAUCUCUCCCUUCCUGUAGAAGAAGCUCUAUGAGGAAUACCUUCGCCAGAGUGUGGGCGAUCAAGAUAUGGACUGA